AUGGUUACUCGAAUUUUUGAUUUGAUGCACAAGUUAGUCAAUCUUAUGCAUCAAUUGUUGAUUCAUUAUCAAGGUUCAAUAGAUUCCACUCAAAUUGGUAUUCUUCCACCAAAGGCUACACCUAAAGGUGUUGAAGGUUCAUCAAAAGCAUCUAAGGGUCUAAAGAAAAAGAAACAAGAAGAGAAGUUAAUAGAAGUAGUAGAAGAAGUGGUUAAAGAGAUUGAUACCCAUGUCAAAUCGACUACCGAGGAGACAAGUAUUCUUGGUGUUAAUGCAAACUUAUCUAACACAUAUGUAAACAUCAAUUCUAGUGCACCACAAAGCACAACAAUCCUUGAACAGACAAAAGUUAUAUCACCUGGGGUUUCGAAUACUGAGUUCAUUAUGGAGGAGGUCGGAAGUCUAGACAUUACUGUGAAAUUAUCUGAUAAUGAGAAAAAUAUUAAUAUGGGUGAAGGAAUUCACACUAUCGAAACAAUAACAAAUGAAACAACAACAUUCGAAACAACUAUUGUUUCACCACGACGACCAACUUCUGCACCACCUACAUAA
Lactuca saligna is the source of this 552-nucleotide messenger RNA. NCBI's taxonomy places the organism in Eukaryota, Viridiplantae, Streptophyta, Magnoliopsida, Asterales, Asteraceae. The record is from the annotation of a GenBank genome assembly.